Messenger RNA from Hippopotamus amphibius kiboko, 5889 nucleotides. It is a transcript of the gene GTF3C5, whose product is annotated as general transcription factor IIIC subunit 5. Gene Ontology annotation, biological process: transcription initiation at RNA polymerase III promoter. The coding region runs from base 174 to 1772 and encodes 532 amino acids. Gene Ontology annotation, cellular component: transcription factor TFIIIC complex. The record is from RefSeq and is a predicted model, not a curated record. NCBI's taxonomy places the organism in Eukaryota, Metazoa, Chordata, Mammalia, Artiodactyla, Hippopotamidae. The transcript is spliced from 11 exons.
UCUGGGCUGGUCGCGUGUGUGUGCCCCGGGGGUGCGCUCCCGGAGCCUGCAGGCCUCGCACAGCUCAGGGACUGAGAGCCGCGCGGGCGUGCGGGCAGCCCCGAGCGACUAUCCCGCGGAGCCGUCGAGGCGAGGCCUCCAGGAGCGCGCGGCGGGCCCGACGACUGGCCGGGAUGGCGGCGGCGGCGGCGGGCGCGGGCCCCGGGGUUGCCGUCCCCGUGCCGCUGCGGCGCGAGCGGCCCAUGGUGUGCGUGGAGUACCCGGGCGUGGUGCGCGACGUGUCCAGGAUGCUGCAGACCCUGGGCGGCGAGGAAGGCGUCUCCCGGAUCUACGCGGACCCCACCAGGAGGCUGGAGCUGUACUUCCGGCCCAAGGACCCCUACUGCCACCCCGUGUGUGCCAACCGCUUCAGUACCAGCAGCCUGCUGCUGCGGAUCAAGAGGAAGACGAGGCGGCAGAGCGGGGCGCCGGGGCCUGAGGCUCGCCCCAAGGUCAUGUUUGACAUAGAGAGCCUUGGCAUCGUCUCCACCGUUUACAAAUUUCAAGGGAUGUCUGACUUCCAGUACCUGGCCGUGCACACGGAGGCGGGCGGCAGGCAGAUGUCCAUGUAUAGCAAGGUGCUCAUGCUGAAGCCUGAGAAGGAGAGCUUCUUCCACCAGGACCUGCCGCUCUACAUCCCCCCGCCCAUCUUCUCCAGGCUGGACACCCCUGUGGACUACUCCUACCGCCCGGAGACUCAGCACCGGGAAGGCUACAACAACCCCCCCAUCUCAGGCGAGAACCUGAUUGGCCUGAGCAGGGCCCGGCGCCCCCACAACGCCAUCUUUGUCAACUUCGAGGGGGACGAGGUGCCCGAGCAGCCGCUAGACGCCGCAGUCCAGACGUGGAGGAAGGUCUGCACCAACCCCAUAGACCACAAGGUGGAGGAGGACCUGAGAAAGCUGUUUGAAAUCCGUCCCAUCUGGUCACGUAACGCCGUCAAGGCCAACAUCAGCGUCCACCCAGACAAGCUCAAGGUCUUGCUGCCCUUCAUGGCCUAUUACAUGAUAACAGGCCCCUGGAGAAGCCUGUGGAUCCGAUUCGGGUACGACCCCCGAAAACACCCAGACGCCAAGGUUUAUCAGGUCCUUGACUUCCGAAUCCGCUGUGGAAUGAAAUAUGGUUACGCUCCCAGUGACAUGCCCGUCAAGGCCAAGCGCAGCACCUACAACUACAGCCUCCCCAUCACCGUCAAAAAGACAGGCAGCCAGCUCGUCGCCAUGCGUGACCUGCAGCAGGGCCUGGGUUCCUCUGGGUCAGCCAGUGCACGCAAGUUGGCCUCCAACAAGUACAAGCUCAAGGACUCGGUCUACAUCUUCCGGGAGGGGGCCCUGCCGCCGUACCGACAGAUGUUCUACCAGUUUUGCGACUUGAAUGUGGAAGAGCUGCAGAAGCUCAUCCACCGCAAUGACGGGGCUGAGAGUUUCUGCACAGAGCGCGACGGCUGGUGCCUCCCCAAGACCAGCGACGACCUGAGGGAUGCGAUGUCCCUCAUGAUCCGGCAGACGAUCCGCUCCAAGAGGCCUGGAGCCAGCCCUGGGACACACGCGGCCUUGUCUUUUGGCCCAGCUCUCUUCUCCAGCCCGACCAAAGCUGACAGUGGGAAAGAGCAGCUGACCUGUGAAUCCGGGGAGGAUGAGGAGGAGGAGGAGGAUGAAGAGGAGGAGGAGGACUUCAAGCCAUCGGAUGGGAGUGAGAACGAGAUGGAGACGGAGAUUCUGGACUACGUGUGAUACCAGCCGUGGGCCCAAGGCCGGUGCCCGACCAGGCCUGAUGAGGGAGCCGGGACGAGCCAGGACGGGCUCGACGGCCCCUCUGAGGAGAGCAGGCAAGUGCGGCUGGCCCUGGCCCUGCCCGGGGCUGCCCUCCGGGCCUGGGCACUUGUGGACAUCCCGAAGACUGUGCCCUGGCUUCACACAGCCACGAGCCAGCCCAGUGUCCAGCGGGCUGGGCCGGCGCCCAGCACCUCCCUUUGGCUGAGACCCACAAGGUGGGAGGUGGAGAUGCUGCGGCGGGGGAGGGGCCAGCCCUGGCUGCGGCUCAGGCUGGAGGCAAGGACGGGGUGAGAGGCCUGGUCCCUGGUCACAGGUGGCCAAGACCGUCUUUGUGUUUGGACCCCAUCCAUUUGGCGUAACCUGGCAAAGGGCAGACCCAGCUGGAACUGGCCUAUUAUACACGUUCCCAAGGAGUCUUGGUGUUUCAGUGGGAGUGUUGGAGCCAGAGAGCGGUUUCCUCUUGCCUCGGGGCUUGGGCUCUGGCUGGACAUCGUUUGCUCCUUCAGUCGUUCAUUCAUUGACCUCGGGGGGGUGAUGCAGGGAUGGUGGAGGACAGGCCUGGUGGCCCUCGCCAGCUGGGCCAGGUAAUUCCAGCCUCGGCCCUACAGCCUCGUGUUCAUCCCUUCCUGUUCCAAAUGGAUGUGUUCUUGAGAGGGUCACGGGAGACAGGCGCUGUCUCAGGGCUGCCUGGUGUGGAAGCGGAGACCAUGCAGGGUCCCUGGGUGGGGCUGAACCUACCCUCCCCACAUGCUCCCUGAGCCAGAGAUGAGCCCCGUCAGCCCCUUUCUCAGCCAGCAGCCUGGGCCACAGCGUGUGACCACAAGUUCCAAAGUCAAACAGAAGCCCCCCUCCCACGACAGACCACAGACCCCAGUGACUCACCGUUGGCCCGAAGUGGUCAGUCCUGGGAACCUGCCUUGUAGAGCUGACCGCUCUGACGUGCCUCUCCCUGCUGCUGGGGGCGAGGCGCGGCUGCCACCGCCAGAAGCCACUCUUCCCUGGAGAUGAGCUGGGCCUUCCCCCUUCCCUCCCUUCGAACACUUGCCUUCGGAGGCUGCAGUCUCUGCUGGUGGAUCUCAGCUGGGGCUGGUCCACUUCUGAGCCACGCUGAACACGUUCUGAGCCACACUGCUAACCUCAAAGCUCAGGGGAGAGGGUAUGGGUUCUGGGCCCCUUCUGGAAGCCGCCUUGGUCCCUGAGCAGAGCUGAGAAAGGCCUGUCUGGGGCAGGGACGCUCCCUCUGUGGCUAAGCCCCACCUUACCCAGAGCCUGCUUUCUGUGUGCCAAACUGAACAGGUUCUUGAAAAGUAUUUGGUGAUUCCCUACUUAGAAACACCCCCUCAAAACAAAACAAAACAAAAACCAAAACCCCUUUUAAAAAAGCAUUUUAUUAUGGAAAAUAGCAAAUAUGCCCCCAAGUACUGAGUACUGUAGAAUAAGCCCCUAUUUAUCCAUCAUAUGGCUUUACCAAGCUACCGUCUACCAAACUUGUUGCACCUAUUCCCCAGAUUUUUGUUUUGUUUCGUAUUUGUGUUUUGCUGUAAUUGUAAGGAAAUCCCAUACUUCAGUGUGUGUCUCUAACACAUCAGGACUUUUUGUUUUAAAAACACAGUAACGCUGUCUGGGACUUCCUCGCUGGUGCAGUGGUUAAGAUUCCGCGCUCCCAAUGCAUGGGUCCUGGGUUCGAACUAGAUCCCACGUGCAUGCCCAACAGAGUUGCCAUGCUGUAACUAAGGAGCCUGCAUGCCGCAACUAGGGAGCCCGCCUUCCACAACUAAGACCCAGUGCAACCAAAUAAAUAACUAAAUAUAUCUAAAAAGUAAAAAAAUAUAAACAGUAAUGCUGUCAUUACACCUAACAAAUUAACAGCAACUCAGCUUCGAAUGUGCCCAUGAGGUUGGAAGGCACCGUUGUCUGCUGGGUCCCUUUAGUGACCUGAGCACUGAUUGACCAACAGGCCCAGUGUUGCCACCCUCAUCCACUGGCCUCACUUAUGGCUCCAUAGCAAUGACCCAUGAUGACCAGGGGGACGCUUUUAGCUUUGUAAUGAUUUGUUUCAGUCAAUCGCAGACAUGCUUUUUGUUGCCCUACUUGUCUCAUCUUUGGCCUGAGAGCAGCCCCAGGUUGGGUCCUGUGUCCUUUGACACACCCUCUGGUCUUCAAUGCCUUCUUGGCUUCCAGCUGCCAUGGUGGCCCAGGCUCCUCCACUGCAUUUCCUCUCUUAGACUCAGCCUAACCAUCGCUCCAGGGUGCCUCCUUCCUUGGUGUGGAAAAUGGUGUUUAGAUACCCCAGUCUGGGCACCAGGGGGUGCCUGUUGCUCCUGGGUUUUCUUUACCUCUAGGGCUUUGGAUUACAGAGCUAGGAAAUAGACAUUUUUUUACGAAGAAAAAAAUAAGUUGAGUUCAUACAGAUACUUCCCAAUUAAAAUGUAAGAUUAUAAGGUUUUACUUCUCUGCACAGCACGUGGGAUCUUAGUUCCCCGAACAGGGAUCAAACCCACACCCUCUGCACUGGAAGUGCAGAGUCUUAACCACUGGGCCACCAGGGAAGUUCCUCUCUGAUUUUACUCCUGUUUCUUUUUCCACCUAUGCUGAAAAUCUUAUACCACUACAGAAUUACUUUUUCUCCCAUAACAUAUAUAUUCAAAAUAGAAAAUAAGAUCACAUAAAUUAUCAAGAAUACACAUUUAAAUAACAAUGAUAAAUUACAUAAAGUAAUAUAUGAUAAAAUAAUAUGACCACUGAAAAUUGUUUAAGAUUGCUUUGCUCUUUCUCCUUAGGAUAAAUCCUGCUAUGAACAUAUAACAAUGCCUCCAAGUCACUUGACAUAACUGUUUUCUCUGCAGCUAGAACAUCUACUGAUAUAGUUAGGUUCCCUACAAUUUAAAAUGGACAUUUCUCUGCCUGACAAGAAAUUUCAUUUUAUAAAUUUAUUUUUUAUUUUUGGCUGUGUUGGGUCUUCGUUGCUGCAUGUGGGCUUUCUCUAGCUGUGGCAAGUGGGGGCUACUCUUCAUUUCGAUGCAUGAGCUUCUCAUUGCAGUGGCUUCUGUUGCAGAGCACAGGCCCUAGGCACGUGGGCUUCAGUAGUUGUGGCAUACAGGCUCAAUAGUUGCGGCUUGUGGGCUCUAGAGAGCAGGCUCAGUAGUUAUGGUGCGUGGGCUUAGUUGCUCUGCAACAUGUGGGAUCUUCCUGGACCAGGGCUCGAACCCAUGUCCCUGCAUUGGCAGCUGGAUUCUUAACCACUGUGGCACCAGGAAAGUCCUUGAAAACAAAUUUUAAAUGUUCCUGAUCAGGAAGUGUACACAAGCCUCUUAGAUAGCCUCAUCCACCAGAGGGCAGAGAGCAGUAUCAAGACGAACCAUAAUCCUGCAGGCUGUAGAAUGAAAACCACAGCCACAGAAAAACAGAGAAAAUGAAAAGACAGAGCACUUUGUAUCAGAUGAAGGAACGAGAUAAAACUCCAGAAAAAUAAAUGAAAUGGAGAUAGUCACCCUUCCAGAAAAGUAAUUCAGAAUAAUGAUAGUGAAGAUGAUCCAGGACUUUGAAAAAAGACUGAAUGCAAAGAUCAAAAAGAUGCAAGAAAAUUUUAACAAAGACCUAGAAGAAUUAAAGAACAAACAAGCAGAGAUAAGCAACACAAUAACUGAAAUGAAAAAUACACUAGAAGGAACCAAUAGCACAUUAACUGAGGCAGAAGGGCGAAUAAGUGACCUGGAAGGCAGAAGGGCGAAUAAGUGACCUGGAAGACAGAAUGGUGAAAAUCACUGAUGUGGAAAAGAAUAAAGAAAAAAAAAUGAGAAGAAAUGAAGACAGCCUAAGUGACCUCUGGGACAUUAAACGCACCAAUAUUCGCGUUAUAGGGGUCCCAGAACGAGAAGAGAGAAAGGACCUGAGGAAAUAUUGGAAGAGAUUAUAGUCAAAAACUUCCCUAACAUGGGAAAGGAAAUAGCCACCCAAGUCCAGGAAGCGCAGAGAGUCCCAGGCAGGAUAAACCCAAGGAGAAACAUGCCAAGACGUAGUCAAAUUGACAAAAAUUAAAGACAAAGAAAAAUUAUUAAAAGCCACAAGGGAAAAA